This is a messenger RNA of Acanthamoeba castellanii str. Neff, 2640 nucleotides long. RefSeq names its product glycogen debranching enzyme. The record is from RefSeq and is a predicted model, not a curated record. The transcript has 12 exons. Gene Ontology annotation, biological process: carbohydrate metabolic process. NCBI's taxonomy places the organism in Eukaryota, Discosea, Longamoebia, Acanthamoebidae. The coding region runs from base 1 to 2640 and encodes 879 amino acids.
AUGUUCGACGGGUUGUACGCCAUGGCCAUGGACGACCUGCGGCAGUGCGCCGUGGAGGACAUCCGUGACGCGGCGUUCAACGCCGGCCAGCCCCUCCACGUCGACCCCGUCUACGAGACAGGCUGCACCUGUUCGCUCGCGAGGGAUCGCAACUCACCAGGCUUGGUCACCGGAAUCGUUUCAGGCGAGAAUUGGCCGUACGUGUGGACUCGCGACACGGCCUACGCGGCGCUGCUGUCCCUGGCCGCCGUCGACCCCCAGCGUACCGUCAACUCGCUCCUGUUCAAAACGGCCCGUCUCAAGCCAGCCGCCGCCGCCGACCACUCGGCUGCCGAGCUCCACAUCGUGCAGGACACCGGGACGGGCGGAAGCUAUCCGGUGUCGAGCGACCGGGUGACGUGGGCACUGGGCGCGGGCGAGGCGCUCAAGUACCUCCACGGCGAAGCCAGGGAGCGCUUCGCCGCUGUGGCCCGCGCCGCCAUCACCCACACCAUCGAGAUCGACCGCACCAUCGUCUACGACGACCAAGACGGCCUCUACAGAGGGGAGACGUCGUUCCUGGAUUGGCGCGAGCAGACCUAUCCGGUGUGGGUCAAGAGUGACCUGGCGCACAUCGCCGGCUCCAAGGCGCUGUCCACCAACGUGGCCCACUACGCCUGCAUCUCGCUGGCCGCCUCGCUGGAGCGGCAGCACCAGGACCAGGCCGCAGCCACCAAAUACGAACAAGUGCCCGGACCCACUCACUACUGGGCGAAGUCGCUGCGCCAGGCCAUCAUCGCCACGUUUUACGUGGACUUGGGCGACGGUCGGGGCAUGUACGCCGCCACGAAGGGUCCGCUCACCCACCCUUCCAUCCUACGCCACUACGACCUGCUGGGUUCGGCGUUGGCCGUGCUGGUGAUGGAUGCCGGCGACGACGCCGACGAGGCCAGCCGUCGCCGAGCCGAGGCCGUGGUGGCGACCUAUCCCCACGCGCCCCGGGGGCCUCCGGUGAUCCACCCGCAGCAUCCGGGCGUGCCGAUCUAUCACAACAGCGCCAUCUGGCCCUUCGUCACAGCGGUGCGGGUGGCAAAUUGGAAGGUGGUGGAUCACGGGGUGUGGUCGCUCAUGCGCGCGUCGGCGCUCCACCUGUCCAACAUGGAGAACCUGGAAUUCCUCUCCGGCGAGACCUUUGUCGACGCCGGCCCGCUCUCGGGACCAGUCGUCAACUCCAGACGCCAGUUGUGGUCGGUGGCGGGCUACCUCGCCAUGGUGCACGACGUGGCGUUUGGACUACAGACCCGCGAUGACAGCGCCACCGGCGGCGCCGGCAUUCGGUUCGAGCCCUUCGUAACGCGAUGGCUGCGCGAGUCGCUGCUGGGCCACUCGCACGAGGUCGUGCUGGACUCCUUUGCGUACCGCGGCAAGCAGCUGCGCGUGCGAAUCACCCUGCCCGGCGACCAGGUCGCCGCGCCAGCGCCACCCACCAUCACCGACGCCUCGGUGGCCGUACCCGGGGAAGCGUCAGUUCUCGUGCGCGAGGGCGCCGACGGCAGCCCGGAGCUGCGGGCGACGAUGACCGGCGUCGUGCGCCCCUACCGUGUGGCACGUGUCACAGUCAACGGCCGGGUGAUUGCCCCGAGCGCGUGGCUCGGCGAAGCCGACUUGCUGCCGCCGCAGCACACCAACGAGUGGGAGAUCGCGCUGGAGGCCGACGGGGAUGACCGGCUCGAGGCCCGGGUGGUCGAGAUGAACUUGCUGGGCGGCGAGCGGGAGGCCCACUACGCGCCCAGAGAGCCGACCAUCUCCACCACUCCCACGGGGCCUGACGGAAGUGUGCGGCUGCGCGUGGAAAAGGCCGCAGAUGACGCUGACCGCGUGUUGUUCGACGUGUACCGCGACGGUGCGUUGUAUGCCGAGAGAGUGGGAUCGGACUGGGCGGAGGACCUCCCGCGUGACCGCGCCCACAGCUACUCGGCGCAAGCGGUGAACCCAAAGUCGGGGCUGACGUCUCGCCACUCGCGGGCCUUAUGGCUCCCAUCAUCAUCGCGAGAUGACCCGCACGGCGUCGGCGACGAGCUGGUGGUGGAGGCGCGGGACAUGCGCAGCAACGGCGGCAUGCUCAAGAUCGGCGCCAGUGGCGCGCAGCCUUCCACCACCGACAAUGAAGAAGCGGCCGUGACAAGCUACUACUGCUUCUGGGGCGACCUACACCACUGGCUCACGACGGACGACGUGCGCCCGGCGCGGAGCGGUGCCUACGCGGUGCAGGUGCUCUACAGCAACGGGGCGGGCACUCGCAGCACGGGGAUCGCGUGUGCGCUCAAGUGGCUCGUGGUGGACCGCAUCUCUGGGACUGACCACCACGAGGGCGAGCGCACGCAAGAGAGGCGGCGGGUGGUGGUCAUGCCUCAGAACAGCGAGUACCGGUGGGACGACGUGUGGAACUGGUCGACCCCGGUCGGAGUCCACCUGCGCGAGGGCUGCCGCUACGCAAUCACCCUGUGCAGCGAUGAUGACGACGUUGAGGGGACGCGGCUGAUGAACAUGAGCUACCUCGACCACUUCACGUCGUACACGAACAACGGCCGCAUGCUGGGCGGAGGGGACGGCCUGGCCAACUUUGUCAACAUCGCACGCAUCCGCCUGCGCAGUUUUUAA